AUGGCUCCCAAGGUGGAAGUUGAAGGUGUCACGGACACCUCAUCAGUGGUUACGCGCGAUCCUCUCAUGACCAACGGUGCUACUCGCUCGGUCUUCACCGUGGACGAUGUAUUGCCGCAUCGCCAGAAGUCGAAGCCUCCUCCCACGGUUGUGGCUGGCUUUGCAAACGCUUCCAUGUUCAAAAGCGAAGGAUGUUUGAAGAAGCCGAAGUCUCAGAGCUUUGCGCAUCGUCUGUCCGGGGAAAGCAAGGCGAGAAGUCCGUCCUCGUUGAAGGGCGCCAUGAAGUACUCCCGGUCUGGGACCAUCAGUCUUUGCGGAGGAUUGCCGUCAAGCGACUACUUUCCUUUUGAAGAAAUCAGCACAAAGCUUCCGGUGCCUCCCGAGUUUUCCGAUGCAGAGGCUGUUGUCUCGGGGCGCACUGUUUCCACGGGUAAACAUGAUGCUCAGCAAGGCAAGUCAUUGUACGAUCUGUCCAUCGCCCUCAAUUAUGGGCAAUCCAUGGGCCCCGGUGCGCUGCUUCGGUUCAUCACCGAGCACACCGAAAUCGUCCACAACCCUCCUUACUCCGACUGGGAGAUUUGCAUGACGGCAGGGAGUACGUCAGCCCUUGAAAUAGCGCUUCGGAUGUUCACCGAGCGAGGCCACUAUGUCAUGACGGAAGAGUACACCUUCAGCUCGGCCAUUGAGACUGCGGCUCCCAUGGGAUGUAAAAUGCUGGGGAUCAAAAUGGAUGCCGACGGAAUGCUGCCCGAUGAUUUGGACCAUAUUUUGUCCACUUGGGAUGAAUCCUCGCGGAGGGCUCCAAAGCCAUUUUUGGUCUACACUGUGCCGACAGGGCAAAAUCCCACGGCCAGUACGCAGUCCCUUGAACGAAGGAAGCAGAUUUACGCAGUGGCAGAAAAGCACGAUUUGUUCAUCCUUGAAGACGAGCCAUACUACUUCCUCCAGAUGGAGCCUUUCAUCUCUGGCGAAACGCACUCGGUGCCGACGCCCUUCAAGCCGGCCGCGGUGGCCGACUUCCUUAGCAACCUCGUUCCAUCCUACCUCUCGAUCGACUCGUCCGGCCGGGUCCUCCGUCUUGACUCCUUUUCCAAGAUCAUCGCGCCGGGCAGCAGGUGUGGUUGGGUCACGGGCCAGCCGCAGGUCAUUGAGCGGUUCAUCCGGCACAGCGAGGUCAGCGUGCAGCAACCAGCGGGCUUCACUUUGACUGCGCUCUACAAUUUGUUGGAGCAGAACUGGGGCCACAAGGGCUUUUUGGAAUGGCUCAUGUACAUUCGUGCCGAGUACACCCGAAGGCGGGACAUCAUCGUCAACGCGUGCGAGACUUAUCUUCCGACCGAAGUUGCCAGCUGGGUGCCACCCAAGGCCGGAAUGUUCCAUUGGAUCAACGUCGACAUAACUCAGCACCCCUUGUACAGAUCCAGGUCCCGCGACGGAGCAAUUGACCAUGCCACUCUCCUGGAAAUCGAAGAAUCCGUCUUCCUCGCUGGUGUUGAACAGAAUGUUCUGAUCGCGCGAGGUUCUUGGUUCCGGGCUCAGAGAGGUAGCGAUGCGAAGUUGUUCUUCCGAACCACGUUCGCCGCCGCGCCUGCGGACAAGAUCCGUGACGCCAUCCGCAACAUGGGCAUAGCGAUCAGGAAGGAGUUCGGGCUGGAGGAGAAGCAGAACGGACAUGUGAAGUAA
Molecule: messenger RNA, 1683 nt
Organism: Capronia coronata CBS 617.96
Lineage: Eukaryota; Fungi; Ascomycota; Eurotiomycetes; Chaetothyriales; Herpotrichiellaceae
Product: aromatic amino acid aminotransferase I
Exons: 2
Coding region: 1-1683 (560 amino acids)
Biological process (GO): L-tyrosine biosynthetic process; aromatic amino acid catabolic process
Molecular function (GO): L-2-aminoadipate:2-oxoglutarate transaminase activity; aromatic-amino-acid:2-oxoglutarate transaminase activity; pyridoxal phosphate binding
Source: RefSeq, a predicted model, not a curated record